GGAGUAGGGCUUUUACUAUGCCCCCUACCCUCCCCCUCGUUGUAAAACAGACCUUACGUGUUUUCCAUCUCCGCCAGUUUUAUUCCACCACCGCAAACCACGACACGUCCCCACACCAGAGAGCUUGUUUGGAUAUGGGACUAUUACAUUUGCCCCUCUGAAUUUAUUAAAAGUCAUAUUGCUGUUUCGAUUCGCGUAUUUGAAACCCGUUUACGCAGAGAGAAUGGGGUGCUGUUCAGGACGAUGUAUGCUGAUCUUCUUCUGCACUCUCCAAUUGAUGACAGCAUUGGAGAGGCAGGCUUUUGACUUCCUUGGGUACCAGUGGGCUCCCAUCAUUGUCAACUUCCUGCACAUAAUUAUGGUUAUCCUCGGCCUCUUUGGCACCAUUCAGUACAGACCACGCUAUGUUGUUCUAUACCUGCUGUGGACAUUACUGUGGGUGGCGUGGAAUAUCUUUGUGAGCUGUCUCUACUUGGACCUGGGAGGCCUUUCCAAGGAGAGCGAACUGCUUUCUCUGGGUGUAUCCUCACACUCUUCAUGGUGGAAAGACAAUGGUCCAGGCUGUGAUGACAGGGACCUUCCUGCCACUAGAUGGCAGAGUCUGGAGAGCCCAGAACUCAUCUCUGCUCUGGGAUGCUGGCUGGAAUAUCAAUACAUAGAGGUCCUGCACUGCAUCGUACAACUCCUAAUCUCUCUCUUGGGAUUCGUCUACGCCUGCUAUGUGGUCAGCACCUUCACAGAGGAGGAGGACAGCUUUAAUUUCAUUGGUGGGGUUCAUUAUCCAUCUAAACCGUCACCGUUGUACUUAUAGUGUUCAGAAUUGGGCUACUAUAAGUAAAGGGUUGCAAGUGGGUUGAAAAUGACUGACAGGCAAGGAGGGCAGAAGAGGUACAAGAGAUUGGAAUACUUACUUUGGAAGAGUGAGAUCACAUCUCCAGUCAGUGAAACAGAAGACAUUCCCACAAUGGUCACAAAACAUAAUUCCUCUGCCUACCAGCACUCUUAAUGAAUACUAAAGUAAACCAGCAGGAGUUCUCUGUUCAGUGCAGUUAUGGUCAAUACUAACUUAAUCCCAGAUCUGCAGAGGUGGAAAGAGUACUGAAAUAUCCUACUCAAGUAGAAGUACUGUUACUUUAAUGACAUUUUAUUCAAGUAGAUGUAAAAUUACUGGUGUAAAAAAACUACUCAAGUAAAAAAGUAGCUAAUUUAAAAAGUACUCAGAGUAAAAAUAAAUGAGUUACUUUUCAAAUAAAAACAUUGACCUUGAUAAUUAGCUAAUUUCGCUAUGGUUAACUGAAAGUUGUUACACGUGAUAUUUUCCAUGCAUUAUAUUUAAAAAGGAAGGGAGGAAAUGAAUGUACAGUAGGAACUAAGUUCAGUGCAACAAGGCACAUCUCCAUGUAAAAAAACGAAGGAUUUGUCAAAAAUAUACUAUUAACAUAAGAAAAUAAAGUAAACUUUCAAAGCAAUUAAAAUGUAUUGAUAAUUUAAAAAAGCAAUACAAAAUAAAGGGCCUAAACAAUAAAGUUGCCAGACUUCAAUAUACUUCAGACAUGUCUAAUUCUUUCACCCAUUCAAUCCCUCAUCACCACUUUGUUACUUGUUACUUGUCCAUGGGACCGGAUGACAUUCCCUCACUCAUUCACUCACACACACACACAAACUCCCUCUUUCACUCACUCACCAGGGGUGGAAAGAGUAAUGAAAUAGUACUGUUACUUAUAUUACAUUUUACUCAAGUAGAAGUAAAAUUACUGACUUUGAAAAAUACUAAAAGAAAGUACAAGUACUUGGAAAAGCUACUCAAUUACAGUAAAGAGAGUAGUUGUAAUUAGUUUUACAUCUCUGCAUAUUUGUUUGUGUUUUUGCCUGCUACAUUGUCAUUGUCAAGUUGUUUGGCAUGACAAUUCCUAGUUGUCAAGAGAGCAGAAACAGACUGGCACCCAAGCUAGGUCAAUCCAGGUACACUCAGAACACUACUGAUACUUCUGACAUAACAUGUAUCAGUGUACAGGAAAUAGUAUUUGUUGUAUUAUGACAUAAUGGCACUCUGUAAAAAUAUGCAUUCAUGACAACAGUUGAAUAUGGACCGAAUCCUAUAAUUGUGAGUCUUACAUUGAUUUUAAUGAGAGAUUUGCACGAAAAUUACAGUUACAUGCAAAUGAUUUAAAUUAUGUAUACAGAUUUCAAGUUAGGAUUUGGACCUAUGUGAAGGUGUCUGUCUGUCUGUCUGUCUCUCUCUCUCUGUGUGUGUGUGUGUGUGUGUGUGUGUGUGUGUGUGUGUGUGUGUGUGUGUGUGUGUGUGUGAGUGUGUGUGUGUGUGUGUGUGUAGUUCAUACAUGAGAAUGGACUGAUUCCAGAUACCAGAGGAAAAUAAAGACAUUUAGUAAAUAAUCUUCAAUAUUGUGAUAUAAAUAAGUUAAUGCCAGUGGUUCAUGUAAAAAAUAAAUCUUAAAGAUAUAGUCAGGGAGCAUCUCCUAGGCCUACCUCUGAAUUUCUUCUGAAUUUAGAUGCCACUGGUGGAAAAAGGCCCUGAAAGUAUCUUUAAGUGGAUUUUGUUGAAAUAAACAGCGCUUUUCUUUUA
Molecule: messenger RNA, 2584 nt
Organism: Coregonus clupeaformis (lake whitefish)
Lineage: Eukaryota; Metazoa; Chordata; Actinopteri; Salmoniformes; Salmonidae
Product: sodium/potassium-transporting ATPase subunit beta-1-interacting protein 3
Exons: 7
Coding region: 224-811 (195 amino acids)
Biological process (GO): regulation of sodium ion transport
Source: RefSeq, a predicted model, not a curated record